Alternaria rosae is the source of this 1211-nucleotide messenger RNA. Its product is annotated as 1.3.8-trihydroxynaphthalene reductase. NCBI's taxonomy places the organism in Eukaryota, Fungi, Ascomycota, Dothideomycetes, Pleosporales, Pleosporaceae. The transcript has 3 exons. Gene Ontology annotation, molecular function: oxidoreductase activity. Bases 208 to 1011 code for a protein of 267 amino acids. The record is from RefSeq and is a predicted model, not a curated record.
UUGGGAUACCGGUGGUGGAGUAGAUGGAAAAGAGCUACUCACUGAACGCGGUCUCCGCUGGCGUUCCGAAUAGCGAAAGGGUAUAUAUGUACUCGUCUUGACCGUGGAAGGGAAUUAUCAUCAUCACAACCACUCUCAUCACUACUACGAACACCUUCCCACUCCCCAACUCAACACCCCAAUACACAACCAUCUCGACAUCUCACAAUGGCCUCAAUCGAGCAGACAUGGAGCCUUGCUGGCAAGGUCGCCGUUGUUACCGGCUCAGGCCGUGGUAUCGGAAAGGCGAUGGCUAUUGAGCUUGCAAAGCGUGGCGCAAAGGUUGCCGUCAACUACGCUAACGCCGUCGAGGGUGCUGAGGCAGUCGUCAAGGAGAUCAAGGCCCUCGGCAAUGGUUCAGACGCCGCUGCCUUCAAGGCCAACGUUGGCAACGUCGAGGAGUCUGAGAAGCUGAUGGACGACGUUGUUGCCCACUUCGGCAAGCUCGACAUCUGCUGCUCCAACUCAGGUGUUGUCUCUUUCGGUCACUUCAAGGACGUCACACCCGAGGAGUUCGACCGUGUCUUCACCAUCAACACCCGUGGCCAGUUCUUCGUCGCUAAGGCGGCUUACAAGAGGAUGGAGAUGGGUGGUCGCAUCAUCCUUAUGGGAUCCAUUACUGGUCAGGCCAAGGGCGUACCUAAGCACGCUGUCUACUCUGGCUCAAAGGGUGCCAUUGAGACAUUCACCAGGUGCAUGGCUAUCGACGCCGGCGAGAAGAGAAUCACCGUUAACUGUGUUGCACCCGGUGGCAUCAAGACCGACAUGUACCACGCCGUCUGCCGCGAGUACAUUCCCGAUGGUGACAAGCUCAGCGACGACCAAGUCGACGAAUACGCCUGCACAUGGUCCCCUCACAACCGUGUUGGUCAGCCAGUAGACAUCGCCCGCGUCGUCUGCUUCCUUGCUUCCCAAGACGGUGACUGGGUUAACGGAAAGGUCAUUGGCAUUGACGGCGCUGCUUGCAUGUAAGCGUGUUGUCUUUGAUAGAGCAUGUUUUCUUUGGAUAUUUUCCGCAGUCACGAGCUAGCAUGUAUCGGCGUUCUUCGUGAAAGAAGAAAAUAAUGAAAUAUUCGAACCACCUCAUUUUCGCUUGACGCUUUCAUUCUUACUGUAAUGCAAGACCUGGCAAAGCAAUUCUCUCUCCGCACACCACUGCAAAGUGGUGGUGG